GGUCUUCCGUCUGCUCUAAAGGAUUUCGAGCUGAAUUCACCAUCACACUCGAGACACACACGCACACACACCUGCUGUGGAUAUGCCGUUCUCUGUUGUGCUGGAUGGACACGCACCGUGGGGCUUUCGACUUAUUGGAGGACGGGACUUCAGCCAACCCCUCACCGUCGCCAAAAUAUCACCAGGAAGUACAGCUUCCAGAGUGAACCUCUCUCCUGGAGACAUCAUCUUAGCGAUAGAUGGAGUUUCUGCAGAAAACAUGAUGCACUCUGAGGCUCAGAAUCUAAUCAAGGAUGCCACCUACCAGAUCACACUUACCGUAGAGAGACCAGAGACUAAGCUGUGGUCACCAAAUGUCACUGAACAAAACAAAAGCCAUCCAUUUAAAAUUAACCUAGAGGCAGAGAGACAAGAGUACAGACCAACAGGAACAGGCCAUAAUCAAAAGGCUUCACCCUUUGUGGCCGCAGCCAACAUCGAUGAAACACGUCAGGUGGUGAGCCCAACCUACAACUCCCCUAUUGGCCUUUACUCUUCAGGCAAUAUCCAGGACGCCUUACAAGGGCAACUCAAGGGCCUCAUCCAUAGCAAACCAGAAAGUCCCAGGAAACUUAACAAUAUAGAGGAGUCCGAAGUAUAUCGGAUGCUGCAAAGAGAUCAAGAUGAGGAUGAACCCCAUGAACCGCGACAGUCGGGAUCCUUUAAAGCAUUACAGAGCUUUAUCGACAGUGAGGGUACACGUCCAUUAGUGACAAGGAAAGUCCGUGCCCCUAGGACCAAGUCAUCUGCUCCUGUGGGGAACUUGCACAAGCUACCAAUGUGUGAUAAGUGUGGUAACGGCAUAAUUGGGACGGUUGUGAAGGUUCAGGAUAAGUUUCGUCAUCCGGACUGUUUUGUGUGCGCUGAAUGUGAAGAAAACCUAAAGCAGAAAGGAUAUUACUUUAUAGAUGAUGAGCUAUACUGUGAAACCCACGCUCAUGCCAGGGCAAAACCUCCUGAGAGUGCAGACCUUUGACCUUCUCUUUGUUCUUUUGAUUACAUGAGGGCACAAACUACAAGUCAGCUACUCAGUGCAUGAACAUCUUGUUUUAACCACAGGCAUAAAGUUUUACCACAAUUCAUGCACAAUCAUGUCAACCAGAUACUGAAAGACACAUUUAUGGAUAGUGCAUUGUUGUGUCAUGUGUGCUGGGAUGCAGUAUUUUGCACUUUAUAGGAAUAGGAUGUGUUGACUGAAAUAUGUUUGUAUGAAUAAAGGUUUUGUUUUUGGAGAAUCAUAAUAUCUCUUAUCAGGUGUGUUUGAGCAG
This is a messenger RNA of Sinocyclocheilus anshuiensis, 1307 nucleotides long. Its product is annotated as PDZ and LIM domain protein 3-like. The coding region runs from base 83 to 1015 and encodes 310 amino acids. Lineage: Eukaryota; Metazoa; Chordata; Actinopteri; Cypriniformes; Cyprinidae. Gene Ontology annotation, biological process: heart development; actin cytoskeleton organization; muscle structure development. The transcript is spliced from 7 exons. Gene Ontology annotation, cellular component: stress fiber; adherens junction; filamentous actin. Gene Ontology annotation, molecular function: actin binding; muscle alpha-actinin binding. The record is from RefSeq and is a predicted model, not a curated record.